Moesziomyces antarcticus is the source of this 1839-nucleotide messenger RNA. Its product is annotated as arylsulfatase precursor. Gene Ontology annotation, molecular function: glycosaminoglycan binding; N-acetylglucosamine-6-sulfatase activity. The transcript is spliced from 2 exons. The record is from RefSeq and is a predicted model, not a curated record. Lineage: Eukaryota; Fungi; Basidiomycota; Ustilaginomycetes; Ustilaginales; Ustilaginaceae. Bases 1 to 1839 code for a protein of 612 amino acids.
AUGGCACCGCCAUCACUUGCGUUGCAACGAUUCGGAACUAGCUGGUCUCAUACCAACCAACGGCCCGCCGCCAUGUCUUUCAACAUAAUAUCAAGCUUGCGGUUGCUCCUGGCAUGUCUGGUCGUUGUCGUAGGCGCUCGAUCGGCAUCGGCUGCGGUAAGGAGAUCUUCCGCCAAGCCCAAUUUUGUGUACAUCAUUGUCGAUGAUCAAGACUUUUCCACGGCCAACCCGCACAUCAUGCCUAGGCUGACCGAGAGAAUUGCCUCCCAAGGUACCAACUUCACACACUUCUAUACUCCCAUGUCGAUCUGCUGCCCUUCGAGGGUGGGAUUUCUCCGAGGCCAGCAUGGUCAUUCACACAACGUGACCAACGUAGCCCUGCCAUCAGCUUGGUUCGAUGAUCCGAUCGAACGCGAAACAGACGGCGGCUGGACUCGUUUUGUCGCCCAAGGCUACCGUCGGGACUACCUUCCCACCUGGCUUCAAGAGGCCGGCUACAGCACCUACUACACGGGCAAGCUUAUGAAUGGAAACACGGUCAAGAACUGGCAGGCGAGCCCGGUCCUUGGCUUCAAUCGAAGCGCGAUUCUCAACGAUCCGUUCACCUACGUCUACAACAAUGCAUCUUUCUCGAUUGACGGGCAGCAGCUGGUGCAGUACGAGGGUCAAUACAGCACCGACGUCGUCCGCGAUUUCGGCCUGCAGUACUUGGAGGAAGCCGCUUCUUCAGGUCAGCCUUUCUUCGUUGGGAUUGCACCAAUUGGACCCCACGCGGAGACAACGUUCGUCAAUGGCUCGGCGGUUUUCUCGAAUCCAGUACCUGCAAAGCGACACAAAGACUUGUUUGCUACCGAAGUUGCGCCGCGAAAGAGCUCGUUCAACGCGGACCAUCCUUCCGGUGCUGGUUUCAUCCGGGAUCUCCCGCGUCUGAACAGCUCGGUGGUCGACUACCUUGACGAAUGGUACCGCGACCGCUUGCGCUCCUUGCAAGCCGUCGACGAGCUGGUCGGUGCUGUGAUGGACAAGGCAGAGCAGCUCGGCAUCCUCGACAAUACCUACUUUAUCUACUCGUCAGACAACGGCUACUCUGUCGGAGAGCAUCGGCGCCAGCCAGGAAAGACCACCGGCUACGAAGAAGACAUCCGAGUCCCCCUCUACAUUCGCGGACCUGGCAUCAGCAGCGGCAGCAAGCAAGACGCCGUGUACAGCAACAUCGACCUGACGGCUAGCAUCGUGGAGAAGGCCCAGGCGCAGCCGAGCUACGACCUUGAUGGACGCGUCAUGGCCUGGGCGGGAGACAAGACCAGCUUCCGCAAGUCCGGUUCCGCCACUCAUCAUCUGAGCGAGUUUUGGGUCUCGCAGACGGACGGCGAGGGCAAGUACUCGGGCGAAGGUCCGGUCAUCUUGAAAUACAGAACUCUUCGCGUCAAGGACGGCGAGCACGACCUUUCGUACACCGUCUGGUGUACCGGAGAGCGAGAGCUCUACGACAUGACCAAGGACUUGGACCAGAUGAACAAUCUUGUCGGGCAGCUAGCUUUUUACAGCAGCCUCAACAGCACGAGCAGCGACGCCGAAAAGAUUGCAUCGCGCAUGGAUGCCCUUCUCCUCCAUCUGAAGACGUGUCACGGCAGUCUCUGCCGACGCUUGUGGUACAAUCUCUUCCCCGAAGGACAGGUGCAAGAUCUGAGCAGCGCACUGCAGACCCGCUGGGAUGGCUACUUUGACUCGAUGCCCCGAGUACGCUUUGACAACUGCCGGGACGGAUACUUUCCCACGGAGGAGCUGCCGGCCUGGCGCAACGAGCUUGUCUACGUGGAUCCGGCUCUUCUGGCAUAG